GUGUGUGUGGGAGGGGGGAUGUGUUUGCUUCUCCUUUGUGAAUAUUGGGAUAUGUUCCUCUUUGUGUGUGAAUCCCGUGUGGCCAUGUGCGAUUUGUUUGUUUUGGGUGUUUGGCUACGUUCGAGUGUGGAUGGGUCUCGGUGUGUUUCGGUCUGUUUCUAUAUUGUCUGUGAACGCUUCUUAACCUGAGACACAGUCAAGUCCCAGCCUCGGCGAGGACUUCUACCGGGAGGCCAUCGAGCACUGCCGCAGCUACAACGCGCGCCUGUGCGCCGAGCGCAGCCUGCGCCUGCCCUUUCUCGACUCGCAGACCGGUGUGGCCCAGAACAACUGUUACAUCUGGAUGGAGAAGACCCACCGCGGGCCUGGUUUGGCCCCAGGACAAAUCUACACUUACCCCGCCCGCUGUUGGAGAAAGAAACGGAGACUCAACAUCCUGGAGGACCCCAGGCUGCGGCCCUGCGAGUACAAGAUCGAUUGUGAGGUACCCCUGAAGAAGGAGGGUGGCCUUCCGGAAGGGCCCGUCCUCGAGGCUCUGCUGUGUGCCGACACAGGAGAGAAGAAAGUGGAGCUGAAGGAGGAGGAGACCAUUAUGGACUGUCAGAAACAGCAGUUGCUGGAGUUUCCGCAUGAUCUCGAGGUAGAAGACUUGGAGGAGGACAUUCCCAGGAGGAAGAACAGGGCCAAAGGAAAGGCAUAUGGCAUCGGAGGUCUCAGGAAACGCCAGGACACGGCUUCCCUGGAGGACCGAGACAAGCCCUACGUCUGUGAUAUCUGUGGGAAGAGGUAUAAAAACCGACCGGGGCUCAGCUACCACUACACCCACACCCACCUGGCUGAGGAGGAGGGGGAGGAGCACACUGAGCGCCACGCCCUGCCUUUCCACCGGAAAAACAACCAUAAACAGUUUUACAAAGAAUUGGCCUGGGUCCCUGAGGCACAGAGGAAACACACAGCCAAGAAAGCACCAGACGGCACUGUCAUCCCCAAUGGCUACUGUGACUUUUGCCUGGGGGGCUCCAAGAAGACGGGGUGUCCCGAGGACCUCAUCUCCUGUGCAGAUUGUGGGCGAUCAGGACAUCCCUCGUGUUUACAGUUCACGGUGAACAUGACGGCAGCCGUACGGACUUACCGUUGGCAGUGCAUCGAAUGCAAGUCCUGCAGUCUGUGUGGCACGUCAGAGAAUGACGGUGCCAGCUGGGCGGGUCUCACCCCCCAGGACCAGUUGCUGUUCUGUGAUGACUGCGACCGGGGUUACCAUAUGUACUGCUUGAACCCUCCCAUGGCGGAGCCCCCGGAAGGGAGCUGGAGUUGCCACCUCUGUCUUCGGCACUUGAAAGAGAAGGCCUCUGCCUACAUCACCCUCACUUAGGCCUGGCUCUGAUUCUCCAGGACCUUUGGGUGGUGCUAACUUUCCUGCCUCGAGGAGCUCCUGCUCUUCCCACCCGGUGUCCCCAGUGGGAGGGAGAGGGUGGAGCCCAGAGGGAACCAAGGUGUUCUCCCUCUGCAAGUGGAUGUUACCCUGUGGGUGGGCGGGUCCUUAGGGCUCCUCUGCCCCUCUCCAUCCCUUGGCAAAUGGGCACCAGGGGCUUCUGCUCCCCUCAAAGCCAUACCCCGCCUCCGGGCGGGCAUAGGGAGGUAGUGGAUGCCAGCUGGGGCCACGGAAAGAGCCUUUUUCUAAAGAAAAAGACAAAAAGUAAAAAGAAAAAAAAAAGAAAUUAAUAUAUACAAAGAGUCCUAUAAAGCCUGGCUGGGUGAGGGCAGCGGAGUGUCUGCUGGG
Molecule: messenger RNA, 1780 nt
Organism: Phodopus roborovskii (desert hamster)
Lineage: Eukaryota; Metazoa; Chordata; Mammalia; Rodentia; Cricetidae
Gene: Dpf1
Product: double PHD fingers 1
Exons: 12
Coding region: 344-1372 (342 amino acids)
Biological process (GO): nervous system development
Cellular component (GO): nBAF complex
Source: RefSeq, a predicted model, not a curated record